AUGGAGGCGCAAAUACCAGUACCCAGCAGCUCAUCUGGUCUUCGGACCAAAAGCACCAAUGAAGCCCGGCUACCGGCGAAAGUCAUUGAGAGGGACUGGCGACUAUCUCUAGGAAACUCAUUUCCCAUCGGCAUCGGGGGCAUGGUGCUUGCUCUUUCGCCCCUUUCCAAUAUUUUCCUCGGCUGGCGAGGCACUGGGGGCUUAGGAUCCGCGGCUGUAGGCUCGUAUUACUUUCUUGGUGGUCUACUCAUGAUCACUGCGUCCUUAUUCGAAUGGGUUCGUGGCCAGUCAUUUCCCUCAAUUGUCUUUGCGACAUAUGGUGGCUUUUGGUUGACCUAUGCGUCAACUCUAACACCAUUCUACAAUGCUGCAAUCGCCUAUCAACCUCAAAACCCAGACACGGCAGCCACAAACCCGGAAUUCGCCGCAUCUCUUGGUUUCUUCUUUCUGUAUAUGGGCUUGCUUUCCUUCGUCUAUUUGAUUUGCGCUGUGAAGACAAAUAUUGUCUUCGUGGGUUUUUUCGCUGCACUGAUCCCUACUUUCUGCUGUCUCGCCGCGGGUCUCUGGGCGUUAGCCGAGCAUGACAAUGACUCAGCAGUGAACCUCCAGAAGACUGCUGGCGGAUUUGCUUUUGUCACCGCAUUGCUUGGGUGGUAUCUAUUCUCGGCUGUUUUGUUGAUCAUCGUCGAUUUCCCCUUCAAAAUUCCACUUGGUGACUUGUCAUGCGUACAUUGGUACCCCAAAUCUCAGAUUUUCGAUGAGGAGAACUCGGGAGACGGAAGCAAAGAUUGA
Messenger RNA from Exophiala bonariae, 792 nucleotides. RefSeq lists its product as uncharacterized. Gene Ontology annotation, cellular component: plasma membrane. Gene Ontology annotation, molecular function: acetate transmembrane transporter activity. Lineage: Eukaryota; Fungi; Ascomycota; Eurotiomycetes; Chaetothyriales; Herpotrichiellaceae. The transcript has 3 exons. Bases 1 to 792 code for a protein of 263 amino acids. The record is from RefSeq and is a predicted model, not a curated record.